This is a messenger RNA of Nerophis lumbriciformis (worm pipefish), 1731 nucleotides long. Lineage: Eukaryota; Metazoa; Chordata; Actinopteri; Syngnathiformes; Syngnathidae. The record is from RefSeq and is a predicted model, not a curated record.
AUGGAGCUGAAACCUCUCUUGAAGAAGCUAGGCUCGAUCCUCCGAGCAAUAUUCACUUUUCUCUUUGCACUGGUGGUCCUCGGUGUGAUGGUGUGGGCCUACGUCGCAGGUUUCCAGCUAGCCACUUCCCCGCACGGAAUCAUCUCCUUCGGCUUUUAUGGCCUCCUGCUCUCUCUCCACGUACUGGUCCAGAGCCUCUUCGCCUUUAUCGAGCAACGGCGGAUGAAGGCUCGCAAAAAACCCUGCACUUUCACCAAGACCAUUGGCUUCACCAUCUCAGCAUUCCAGGAGGACCCCGUCUACCUCAGAGAGUGCCUUGACUCUGUCCGGAACCUCCAGUAUCCGUCCGAACUGCUACGUGUCAUCAUGGUUGUGGAUGGGAACAACGAUGACGACCGCUAUAUGAUGGAGAUGUUCAGGGAGGUGUUUGCAGACCAGGACCCCGCGUGUUACGUCUGGGAGAACAACUACCAUACGUGGGACCCCACUCAGCUGCAACAGGAUGAAGAGACUGGCUCGGUGGGGUCAGCAGAGGACGGGAACAACUAUAUCAUAGGAGAAGACCCUCAACGAAAAGAAGUGGAGCACCUGAUCCAGACAAGGAGCUGUGUUUGCAUUAUGCAGAAGUGGGGAGGCAAGCGGGAAGUGAUGUACACCGCCUUUAAAGCCCUCGGAUCUUCAGUCGACUACAUCCAGGUGUGCGACUCGGACACCAAGCUGGACUCUCGAGCAACAGUGGAGCUGUGCAAGGUGCUGGAGAGUAACCCCAAGUACGGCGCAGUCGGUGGGGACGUCAUGAUCCUUAACAUGAAGGACUCCUACAUAAGCUUCAUGAGCAGUCUUCGCUACUGGAUGGCCUUCAACAUAGAGCGGUCAUGCCAGUCCUUCUUCAACUGUGUCUCAUGCAUUAGUGGACCUUUAGGGCUUUACAGGAAUGAUUUGCUUCAGGCGUUUCUGGAAUCCUGGUACAAUCAGAAAUUUUUGGGUACUCACUGCACCUUUGGAGAUGAUAGACAUCUAACCAACCGUAUGCUCAGCAUGGGAUACGCCACAAAAUACACGUCUCGCUCCAAAUGCUACACGGAGACGCCAGCUCAGUUCCUGCGCUGGCUCAACCAGCAGACCCGCUGGACGAAGUCCUACUUCCGUGAGUGGCUCUUUAACGCCAUGUGGUGGCACAAGCACAACCUGUGGAUGACCUACGAGUCCAUCGUCUCGGGGGUGUUCCCCUUCUUCGUCACAGCUACCAUCAUCCAGCUUUUCUGGACGGGGAGCCUUUGGGACAUCCUGUGGGUUCUGUGCUGCAUCCAGCUGAUCGGACUAGUGAAAGCGACAUACGCUUGCAUCCUGCGCAAGAACGCGGUCAUGGUGUUCAUGUCCCUCUACUCGGCUUUGUACAUGACCAGUCUGCUGCCGGCUAAGUACUUUGCCAUUAUUACCAUGAACAUAAGCAGCUGGGGGACCUCGGGCCGGCGUAAAAUUGUGGGGAACUACAUGCCCCUGCUGCCCCUAUCUGUAUGGGCGGCCAUUUUAUUAUCAGGACUGGGUUACACAAUCUACAGAGAAAGCAAAGAGAACUGGUUUUCCGAAGCGAAGAGAGCAGAAACGGAGUUCCUUGUCUUUGGCUGCGUGACCUACUUGUGUUAUUGGCUAAUUAUGAUGGUUUUAUACUGGGCGUGGUUCCGCGGGUUGUGUCGGGUACGCAGAAAAAGUUACUCGUUGAAUGUGUAG